This is a messenger RNA of Lutzomyia longipalpis, 1936 nucleotides long. RefSeq lists its product as uncharacterized. Lineage: Eukaryota; Metazoa; Arthropoda; Insecta; Diptera; Psychodidae. The transcript has 3 exons. The record is from RefSeq and is a predicted model, not a curated record. The coding region runs from base 129 to 1736 and encodes 535 amino acids.
UUUGGAUUUAACCUCACCCAUUUUUUUUUUAUUUUGGUACACCAGUGAUUUUGUUUUGCGUGUACAAAUUUCUUGUGCAAUUUUUUGAUGCGUUUUUUGCAUAAACAAUUAAAAUAUUUAAAUUUAUUAUGUUUACACGUUCAUUUGUUCGGAUGUUCUCUUCCGCGAAGAGCUCACAUGUAACGAAAUCAUCUAUUAAGAGCAAGAUUUUCGUAGGUCUUGUUGGUUCUGGAUUAGCUUAUGACGGAUUUGUCAAUGAAUUUGGGACAACUCAGGCUGUAACCAGAUUUCUACGUUCACUCCGAAUUGCUGUUUCGAUCUCAUUGGAUUAUACAUUUUCGUUGUGGGGCUUGGAGGAGGGUACAGAGGCUUAUAGUGCAAAAAAGAAAGAAGUUCACCUGCGAUGUGCCAACCGUAUGCUGAAAGGCUGUCUGGCAAACGGUGGUUUGUAUAUAAAAGUUGGUCAGGGCUUUGCGACUGUGAAUCAUAUUCUACCGCCUGAGUACACAGAGACGCUUCAAAAGCUCCAUAAUGAGUGCUUGACAAGGAAAAAAGAUGAGGUCAGGAAGGUAUUUCAGGAGGAAUUUGGGAAAAGUCCUGAAGAUUUAUACAAAGAUUUUAACUACACGCCCAUUGCGGCUGCGAGUCUGGCCCAAGUCUUCAAAGCCACAACGUGUGACGGAAAAAAUGUUGCAGUGAAAGUACAGUACAUUGAUCUUCAGAAAAGAUUUUCCGGCGAUCUCGGUACCAUCAUCUUUCUACAAGACAUCAUUGAGAUUGUCCACAAGAAUUACAAUUUUGGAUGGAUCAUCAAAGACAUACGAAAGAAUCUCGAAAGGGAAUUGGACUUUGAAAAUGAGGCUCGAAAUUCCGAACGGUGCGCUAAAGAUCUGAAGAAAUUUUCCUACGUCUAUAUCCCAAAAGUUCGAUGGGAUCUCACAAGUACCAGAGUUCUAACCACGGAGUUCAUCGACGGGAUAAAAAUGAACAAAACAGACGAAAUAAAGAAAAAAGGAUUUGACCUAGCAGAUAUCGACGUAAAAAUCUUUACAACAUUUUCAGAACAAAUUUUCAACACUGGCUUCGUUCAUGGAGAUCCCCAUCCUGGAAACGUUCUUAUUCGUCAUGGAAAGUGUGGUAAAGCGGAAUUAGUGCUUCUGGAUCAUGGAUUGUAUGAAACUAUUCCGCACAAUGUAAGAGAUUCCCUAUGCCAUUUCUGGGAAGCGAUCGUGCUUAAGGAUCACAAGACUAUGAAAAAGUAUGCAACGAAGCUUAAUGUGAAAGAUCACUACCGUUUUGCUGAAAUCCUUCUACAACGUCCAUUGGAGACAAAAGGUAAAUUUACAACUCGCCUUACGGAUGAAGAAAUUGCAUACAUGCAAAAGAUUGCUCGUCAGCGUUUUGAUCUUAUAAUGGAGACCCUCAAAGAGAUGCCUCGCAACUUGAUCUUCAUCGUGCGAAAUCUCAACAUCAUCCGUGCUGUAGCUCGUGAUCAUGGUGACCCUGUGAAUCGUCCCAAACUGAUGGCGCGACAUGCUGUAAAGUGCAUUCACCGCGAUCAGGGAAUCCUGGCUACAGUCCUGACCUUUGUACGUCGAGUGCGCUUUGAGUUUGCAUUGUUGCAGAUGUCAUUCCACUAUUGGUUUAUAACGACGUACUUGGCCCUACUGACUAAGCUGGGUCGAGCGCCAGAGACAAAAAGUCUCUUUCAGAUAAACACGAAGAAUCGCGCGUAAUAUUUUUGCGAUAAUUCUGUGUGCCUUAAGCGACAUGGUUGAUGGUUUUUUAUUUCUCAAGUACAGCCUUCCUUCUGUCUCUUGAGCUUUUUUUUGUUUAAUGUAUAGUUUUAAUAUCAGACACUGUCUAAGCGCUUAUUAGAGUCUAUAGUUUACAUAUUUAAAUAUAAGAAACACUUCAGGGACUAUUUGUACUAAAA